Molecule: messenger RNA, 1933 nt
Organism: Cyprinus carpio (common carp)
Lineage: Eukaryota; Metazoa; Chordata; Actinopteri; Cypriniformes; Cyprinidae
Product: E3 ubiquitin-protein ligase TRIM39-like
Molecular function (GO): protein binding; zinc ion binding
Source: RefSeq, a predicted model, not a curated record
GUCCAAUUUUCCAGUCGUGCAGUUAUAGACUGAAUGUCAUUCAGCCGCCCGCUGGUGUCUUCUUUCUUUGGAUGUCGAUUUACUAUUAAGCGACUCAAUCACUGAAGGCUGUAAAGUCAUGGCUUCCUCCAGCGUUGUGUCUGAAAAAAGCCUCACAUGUACCAUAUGUCUGGACGUGUUCACUGACCCUGUAACCACUUCCUGUGGGCACAACUUCUGCAUGGUCUGCAUCCGAAGCCACAGAGACUGCAGUCCAUGCUCGAAGUGCCCACUGUGUGGGAAGGCAUUGGAUUCAAAACAAGAUUUUAACAUAAACAGAACCAUUAAAGAAUUUGCCGAAGGCAUCAAAAGAAAAAGAAUCCUGGAGAUGGCUGAAGUGUCCUGUGAUAGUUGCCCAAAGAAGAAAAUGCGGACUGCAAUUAAGUCAUGCUUACACUGUGGAACCUCUUUCUGUGAGUCUCACUUGGAGCCCCAUAAAACUGCAGAAAAACUCACGAAACACAAACUAAUUAACCCUGUGAAGAAUCUUGAGGAAUACAUUUGCAAGAAUCAUGAAAGACCUCUGGACCUUUACUGUAAAGAUGAUCAGACAGCCAUCUGUCAGUUCUGCAUCGAGAGUGACCACAGGACUCAUAAAACUGUUCCUCUGGAGAAGGAGAGUUUGAAAUUGCUGAUGAAUAAAAAGAUUGCAGUGCAGCAGAAAAUUCAGGAGAAGUUGCGGAAGAUUAAAGAAAUUAAACAUUCUGCAAGGUUUAACAAACAAGCCAAAGAGAAGGAGAUUGAAGAGAACAUCAAGUUUUUUAAGGAUGUCUUUGACAGAAGCAAUACGGAGCUACUUGAGCUCACAGAGGAAAAGCAUAAAGAAACAGAGAGACGAGGAGAAGAGCUCAUCAGAGAGCUUGAUGAAGAGAUUGUGGAGCUAAAGAAAAGACAAACUGAACUGGAGCAGCUCUCACAUCCAAUGGAUUUUACACAAAUUAUUAGCCUCUUGCGCAACCCCAUAUACACCAACCGCUCAAAAAACAUCAGCAUCGGUGCUUUUGAACAUGGAGGUAUUCUGAGGAAGACCAUAUCACAUCUUCAGAGUGUACUGGAUGAGAAAAUGAGAGAAACUGUUGGCAGAGAGCUGCGGAGUUUACAACAUUAUGCAGUGGAUGUGACACUUGACCCUGACACAGCUCACCCUGAACUCAUGUUGUCUGACGAUGGGAAAAAGGUCUGGAAUACAGGCAAGAAGAUUCCUGACACCCCAAAAAGGUUUAAUUAUUGCUCGUGUGUCUUAGGAAAGGAAGGGUUUUCCUCACAGAAAUUUUACUAUGAAGUUCAAGUCAGUGGGAUGGAGUGGGAUUUAGGUGUGGCGAAAGAAUCCAUUGACAGAAAAGGGGAUAUUGGGCUUAACCCUGAGAAUGGAUAUUGGACUAUAUGGCUGAGGAACGGGGAUGAGUAUGCAGCGAAUGAUUGCACCCCUGUCCCCCUCACCUUAAAAGAGAAGCCUGGGAAAGUGGGAGUAUUUGUGGAUUUUGAGGGGGGUUUGAUCUCGUUUUAUGAUGUUGAAGCCAGGUGUCAUAUCUAUUCUUUCACUGGGCAGUCUUUUCCUGAAAAUCUCUAUCCAUAUUUCAGUCCUGGAGAAUGUAAGAAAGGGCAGAACUCACAUCCUCUGAUCAUUACACCUGUUGACUCAGUCGAAUAAAUCAACUAUUAAAAUUGAAUGUUAUGCAAAAGUCUUUGUAUAGUCUUAACUUCAUGAUGUUAAUUGCAAAUAUGACCAUACUUUAUUUCUUCUCUGAAUUUAACAAUUAAUGAUAAUUAAUCAAAAGAAUCAGUUCAUUCUUUUUAAAAAUAUGUAUUUCUAGUCUGUCACAUUGUUUGAAUUUGAAUGUAUUUGUUGUAAGCAGAUAAGGAUAAAAAUGAAAAUAAAUGUAUGUAUAACAGA